Messenger RNA from Coccidioides immitis RS, 1000 nucleotides. RefSeq lists its product as uncharacterized. Gene Ontology annotation, biological process: box C/D snoRNP assembly. Bases 206 to 928 code for a protein of 240 amino acids. Lineage: Eukaryota; Fungi; Ascomycota; Eurotiomycetes; Onygenales; Onygenaceae. The transcript is spliced from 2 exons. The record is from RefSeq and is a predicted model, not a curated record.
CAACGCGAGACAGAAGUUAUCUUGUUCGACCGUUUGAUCCAUCUGAAGCUUUCAUACCGUUCAAAGGCCAAUUUUGGUUGCUCCAUCGCCCCCGACACAAAUCCCGCCAGGAGCUUCAAAAGUCAAACAAGCUGCAAACGUCUGAUCUUCGCCGCUAGUCUCGGGCUACCAUUGCAUCCCAGAACUCCGUAUCUCGAUAAAUAUCAUGUCGAGAUCAUCGAACAAACGCCCUCCCGAAACCGACGUGUCCGAUUCAAGCCCAAAAAGGCCCCGACCCCACUCUAAUCGCAGCGUUUCGACAAACAGCGAUAACAGCGGUGCAUCCUCCCACAACACCGCCUCACACGAGCUAAGCUCGCCAAGUUCCCCUUCUUCCUCCUCUUUAGCUCCUACCCCUUAUUCGGCUUCCUCAUCAUCGUCGAGUGGUCGCCGCGAUCGUGAUGAUUUAAGUUCUGUCGCGCCCAACGGCGACGCUGUACAUUCAGUACCGAGCGAAGAUGAGGAAAACGAGCCUAUAAUACUCACACGCCCUAAACCUCCUAUGUAUCGCAUCCCUACUUCCGACCUAUCAGCGCGUCUCGCGGCAUUUCUCCCCGCCCUCAGAGCUGCGAAUGACAAUCUCGAAAGAGACAUUGCUGCAGGAAAAGUAAUGAGUGCCGAAAUUCACGAUGAUAGUGAGGACGUCGAUGAUCGCGCCGAUGGUGAAGGUCGAAGGACCGAUCAGUACAUUGAGAUGAAUCUCGGCCUUGGAGUCCUGGAACAGAAAUCGGAUGAUGAGUCUGAGGCUAGUAGUGACAGAAGCCCUGAUUCUUCCAAUGGUGAAAGUGAGGGCACCCGGUGGUCCAGAGGCGAUACAGAUGUCUUGGAUAGGUUAAUGGGGAAUAAACCCAUAACAACAAGGCCAAUAAUUGAAGAGAUGGAACAAUGAUAUCCAUCACAGCAACAUACCAACUGGUGCCCAAACUUCUUUGGCCCACCUUCUAAAUAAUAUUUUCUGGAU